Protopolystoma xenopodis is the source of this 300-nucleotide messenger RNA. NCBI's taxonomy places the organism in Eukaryota, Metazoa, Platyhelminthes, Monogenea, Polystomatidea, Polystomatidae. The record is from the annotation of a GenBank genome assembly.
AUUGCUGAUUCACAUGCUUGCCGGCUUUUUCGGUGCUGCGAGCCAUCUGUCCUGACAGAUGCAGAAUUUGCAAGGACAAUGCUUAAUCAUGUUGCUCUGCAAGUUCUACUCGAUGGUUCAGAAAAUGGUUUCUCUCUGUUACUCUCAGAGGUUCGUGCUGUAUUGACUGACGUAGCCGAGGCUAAGAGUAUAACUCCAAUGUCCGCCUGUUCCUCAUCUACAGGAGCUUCCACCAAUUCAUCACAUGUUUUUUCACUUCGUCGUCUGCUCCGCCAACAUAAGCAGGUUUUUAAGACUUAG